Molecule: messenger RNA, 886 nt
Organism: Carassius auratus (goldfish)
Lineage: Eukaryota; Metazoa; Chordata; Actinopteri; Cypriniformes; Cyprinidae
Product: VIP peptides-like
Exons: 6
Coding region: 153-614 (153 amino acids)
Biological process (GO): regulation of protein localization; adenylate cyclase-activating G protein-coupled receptor signaling pathway; epinephrine secretion
Cellular component (GO): neuron projection; extracellular region
Molecular function (GO): peptide hormone receptor binding; neuropeptide hormone activity
Source: RefSeq, a predicted model, not a curated record
AUUCAGACAUAUAAAACGAGGCGAGGGUGAGACUAUUCAAAGAGACACAAGACCGCGCAAAGGAACUUAAAACCCCACCUUUUCACUUUGGGAGGUUUUACUGGAGGUAUUUCAGGACCCCGAUCAGCGCGCGGAUCACAUCUCUAUAGCCCAUGUGUAAAGCAAUGCCCGUGAGGAACGGCUCUCAGCUUUUGCUCUUCAUAACUCUCUCCAGUGUUUUAUAUGCCCGGACCUUAAGUUUACCCUUCGCCUCCAUGAGAGAUACAAGACACGCAGACGGGCUCUUCACAAGCGGAUACAGUAAACUUCUAGGACAGUUAUCUGCCAGACGGUACCUGGAGUCAUUGAUCGGAAAGCGGGUCAGUGAUGAUUUGAUGGAAGACCAGGCACCGAUGAAGCGUCAUUCAGACGCAAUAUUCACAGACAACUACAGCCGCUUUCGCAAGCAGAUGGCAGUGAAGAAAUAUCUCAACUCCAUUCUCACAGGAAAGAGAAGUCAAGAAGACCCACCCAGCCUGCAGGAGGAAUCGACUGGAGGAGAGACCACGUAUCGGGAGAGCUACGAUGACGUCACUGUAGACCGACUUCUCAAUCAUAUACCAUUGCCCCUCUGAGGUCGGUUUGAAGACAAGAAAACAACUCUUCGAGACCAUCAUAGGUUUUCCAUUUACACAGUCUAGUAUAGGACAUCAACAUACUACUAAAAGAACGUGUUGAAACCGAAAAAUGUGGUUACCUAUGACGUAAAUGUUUGCACUGUACAUUGAAAAUAAACUUUGAUGAGAGAUGUUAGCUUGAAGAUGUACAUAGCGUGCUUUGGCCUUGGAAACCAAAUUGCUUUGACAUGUUUCCUGUAAAUUGUAGAACAAUAAAUGCAUUGAAACAA